AUGCAGACACCACGCGACGCAGCGAUCCAAUCGGAUCCCGGAAGACGACAGUACACAACGACGGAGACAGAAGGAAAACUGGAAAACCAACAACGGCGAGGAGCACCCUCCAGUACAUCUCAAGGAGAAGGAUGCUCAGAACGAGACUCGAGGCCGGCUGGCUAUCAAGCCGGGCCAAGAAGAUACGAACAUGACUUUCCGACUGGCGGGCACCAAAGCCGGGUCGGGAAGUCAAGAAAUGCGAACAGCGGGCCUUAA
This is a messenger RNA of Macrosiphum euphorbiae (potato aphid), 258 nucleotides long. Lineage: Eukaryota; Metazoa; Arthropoda; Insecta; Hemiptera; Aphididae. The record is from the annotation of a GenBank genome assembly.